UAUCUGGAAAACACAUUAUUUCUAACAAAGUAUUUAUGUAAGAGCGAAUCUUCCUUCCGAGUUAGCUAAGCUAUGGCUUCUUCCAUUGCUAUGGUCAAUAAUGAUAAUGCCAUUUGCUACUGCCUCCUCUUCGUAUCACUAAUUUCCACAUUUGUAGUGCGUUUGCUCAUCAAAACCUACACAAAUCUCGGCAACUCAAUCCGGCACCCACCAAGUCCGCCGGCUCUUCCCAUCAUCGGGCACCUUCAUCUAGUUGGCGCUGCAUUUCCAAAAUCCUUCCAAACCCUAGCUCGCUGCUACGGACCCCUUAUGCAGCUACGCACAGGUUCCUCAACCUUUGUUGUUGCUUCAAGUGCCUCCAUUGCUAAAGAAAUCUUCAAAACCCAUGAUCACAAAUUCCACUCUAAGUUUGAAAUGGGUCCUACGGAUUACAAUAUUUAUAAAGGAACAGGAUUUAUAACAGGUCCAUAUGGUGAUUACUGGAAGUUCAUGAACAAGCUAUGCAUCACCGAGCUCUUUGCAGGCUCACAGUUCGAUCGGUUUAACCGUAUCCGGGAGCAAGAGAUCACAAAUCUACUAAAAUCGCUGAUGGAGUGUGCCAGGAAAGGAGAAAUAUGCGAUUUGAAAGUGGAGUUAGAAACCUUGACGAACAAUUUGAUAUGCAAAAUGGCAAUGAGCAAGAGAUUCUCCAACAAGGAUGAUGAAGCUAAGAAGAUGAGGAAGAUGGUGUCUGAAAUUAUGAAGGCUGGAGCUAAGCUUGGUGUUAAUGAGGUGCUUGGAGUUCUGAAGAAAUUUGAUCUAUUUGGACAUGGGAAAAAGCUUCAAGAGGCACUUUGGGAGUAUGAUGGAGUAAUGGAGCAGAUCAUGAAGGAUUAUGAAGAAAGCAUGGUGGAUGGUGGAGAAAAUGAGGAGAAGGAUGUGAUGUAUAUUUUGUUGCAGACUUAUAGAAACACAGAUGCUGAAGUGAAGCUAACAAGAACUCAAAUCAAGCAUUUCAUUCUAGAGCUGUUUAUGGCAAGCAUUGACACAGAAUCGGCAGCAAUACAAUUUGCCAUGGCAGAGUUAAUAAACCAUCCCAAUGUUUUCAAGAAGCUAAGAGAUGAGAUUCAAUCAAUUGUGGGUUCCAGCAGGAGACUAAUUAAGGAAUCAGACGUCCCAAAUCUUCCUUACCUGCAAGCCAUCGUUAAAGAAUCUCUCAGACUCCACGCUCCAUCACCUAUCAUCAACAGAGAAUGCACCAAAGAUUGCAAGAUCAACGGCUUUGAUAUUAAAGCCAAGACUAAAGUUCUCAUCAAUACCUAUGCUAUAAUGAGGGAUCCAGACAAGUGGCAUGAUCCUGAUGUAUACAUUCCUGAUAGGUUUUUUGUGGACUCCACUGGACAGUUUGAUCAAAGUGAGAUGGAAAUGAAAAGGCAUGAUUUUAGCUACCUUCCAUUUGGAGGUGGGAGGAGAGUUUGCCCCGGCUCAGCACAUGCUUACGUCUUGAUGCAUACUACAAUCGGAGCUUUGGUUCAAUGCUUUGACUGGAAAGUGAAGGAUGGAGGAAAAAUUGACAUAAAUAUUGCCAAUGGGUUCUCGGGAGCUAUGGCUCCUCCUCUACUGUGUUAUCCCAUCACACGUAUUAAUCCAUUUUAGAUACGGCAAAUUAUUCGAUGCAUAUGUAUACUUUCACUCAUAAAGUUACAUAUUCUACACCCUUAAAUUUAAGAAACAAUUGUUCUUCAUAAGUUUUGGGUUGGUUGCACUAUAUA
Hevea brasiliensis (rubber tree) is the source of this 1751-nucleotide messenger RNA. Its product is annotated as 3,9-dihydroxypterocarpan 6A-monooxygenase-like. Bases 73 to 1635 code for a protein of 520 amino acids. The record is from RefSeq and is a predicted model, not a curated record. Gene Ontology annotation, molecular function: iron ion binding; heme binding; oxidoreductase activity, acting on paired donors, with incorporation or reduction of molecular oxygen, NAD(P)H as one donor, and incorporation of one atom of oxygen. The transcript has 2 exons. Gene Ontology annotation, cellular component: membrane. NCBI's taxonomy places the organism in Eukaryota, Viridiplantae, Streptophyta, Magnoliopsida, Malpighiales, Euphorbiaceae.